Spinacia oleracea (spinach) is the source of this 4552-nucleotide messenger RNA. RefSeq lists its product as uncharacterized. The transcript is spliced from 8 exons. The record is from RefSeq and is a predicted model, not a curated record. Gene Ontology annotation, molecular function: ATP binding; protein binding; protein serine/threonine kinase activity. The coding region runs from base 512 to 4036 and encodes 1174 amino acids. Gene Ontology annotation, biological process: peptidyl-serine phosphorylation; peptidyl-threonine phosphorylation. Lineage: Eukaryota; Viridiplantae; Streptophyta; Magnoliopsida; Caryophyllales; Amaranthaceae.
AUCAGUAUUUUUCAUUUCCCCCACUUCUUUUUCCGCCCUUCUCUCUCUUUCUCUCUCCUAUUUUUGUGCCUCUUUGUUAAAUUCUAGCCCUACCACCCCCAAUUCCAGAUUUUCAAUUUCUAUUUAUUUUCUUGAGAUUUCCGGGAACCCUAAUUAAGAAGAUCUGCGCUCAUUUCCAGGCCUAGCUUGAUCCUAAUUUGAAGCCCUAAUUUCGAAAAUUUUCUCCAAGUAUUUCGCUCAAGUUCAGCUAGGUGAGAUUUUUCGGACUUCUUUUUAUGUAAAGAGGGGGAAAAAGUCGGAAAAUAGGAACCAUCAACAAUGUGGACUUAAUAGGAAAUAUGGACCAAGACCCUGAAUGGUACCUGCAAUAUUACGAAGGACAACAGUUGGAUUGAUGCUUUUCGGUUCAUUAUCAGCUGUUCGAUGAUGUUUUCACUUAUUUUAAGUUGAAUCUUGUUGGAUUUUUUUUUGGAGGGAGCAUAUUGCUACCUGAAAUUGUUUAGUAGCUGUAAUGGAGAAUACAGGCUCGGUUGAUGUCAUAUUGGAUUUUUUGCAAAAGAAUGGGUUUUCACGGGCUGAGGCUGCCCUACGCAGCGAAUUGGGUAACCGUCCAGAAAAUAAUGGGUUUCAAAAAUUAACCUUCGAAGAGAGGGAGAGGGGUAAGAAGACAUUAGAAGAGAAUGUGGAGAAGAUACCUGUUCGAAAUCAGGAGACUGGUUCUUGGAAUAGCUGUGAGGUUUCAAAUGAGCUUAUUAUCAAAGAGAUAGAGUGUGGGACCAAUAGUCAUGGUAAGAAAAGUAAAUGGAAUUCAACUACUUCCACUGCUGAGCAUAGAACUUCUGGUGAAGCAGCCAGAGUAACUGACAAAAACUUCUCUUUCUCAAAAGGUUCUGAUGAUCCUGUGCUUAGUUUAUGCACUUGGAAGUAUACUCAAAACAACGGCUCUGGGGAUCCCUGUAAAAGCAGCAGUAGCAUGAUAACUUCUGGUCCUCAUGAGUUGCAGAGUAGCAGCUCUUCAAAUUUUCGUGUUUCUGAGUCAACUAAUAUAGGGAAAGUUGGUUUGCAACCUGAUAAUGAUAUUGCUUUCCCGGAAAAGCGAUUAACCUGGGUUUCUAGCUCUGGUGCAUCAAGUACAGAUAUAGACUGCGAGACUAACAAACCAAGUGAUAUUAAAGUUGUUGAGAAACGAAAACAAAUUGACAGUAUGAAAUCUAAAGGAAGUUUUACAGAUGAAAUGGGGUCUGGAAAUGAAGAGGUUCCUAAUUCCUCAUUAGGCCAAUGGAAUGAGUGUACAGUCAAGACUGUCCUGUCAUUUUCAAACAUGGAUUUUCCAACCACCAGUGAUAGUGCUGUUGUUUCUGGCACUAAGGAAGGACCUAGGAAAACAGACAUGAUUGACAUUAGAGCAUCUAUUAAGGAGCAAGUGGAUGAAGUUGGAAGAUCCCUAUAUCUCGCAAAGCUCCAUGGGAUUUGUGACAAAAAGGAUCUUGACUAUUCAGGUUUCCCUCUGGUUUCUGAAAGUCAGAAGGAAGAUUACCCAAGGUUGCCUCCUGUUAGACUCAAGUCAGAAGAUAAACCAAUGAGCGCUAACUGGGAGGAGAGAUUUGAUAAUAACGGACCCAGCUUGAAGUUAGGUAGUGCUGACUCUACUUAUCUUUUAGGUUCAUAUUUGGAUGUUCCUGUUGGCCAAGAGAUCAGCUCAUCAGGUGCCAAAAGAAUGACAGGAGGCAAUUGGUUAUCAGUCAGCCGGGGUAUAGCAGAAGAUGCUUCUGAUAUGGUCUCUGGUUUUGCAACUGUAGGCGAUGGAUUAAGUGAAUCUAUUGACUACCCUAAUGACUACUGGGACUCUGAUGAGUAUGAUGAUGACGACGAUGUUGGUUACAUGAGACAACCUAUUGAGGACGAGGCUUGGUUUUUAGCUCAUGAAAUUGACUACCCAAGCGAUAAUGAAAAGGGAACUGGGCAUGGUAGUAUUCCAGAUCCUCAAGAAAGAGCUAUAACCAAAGUGGAGGAGGAUGACCAGUCUUUUGCUGAGGAGGAUUCUUAUUUUUCUGGUGAGCAAUAUAUCCAUUCAAAAAAUAUGGAGCCUAUAUCAGCUUCAGAUGAUCCUAUUGGGCUUUCUGUUACUGAGGUGUAUGAGAAAGCUGAUGGUAACGAUAUUAUGGCUCAUUAUGAUGGGCAAUUGAUGGAUGAUGAGGAACUGAACCUGAUGCGUUCAGAACCCGUUUGGCAAGGCUUCGUGACACAGUCAGACGAUCUGAUCAUGUUGGGGGACGGCAAGGUAUUGAAGGAAUGUGGAAGGGCUGUGCUGGAUGAUGGGUGCAUUGAUGACGACCAGCAUGGUUCUGUUAGAUCCAUUGGUGUGGGAAUCAACAGUGAUGUGGCUGACUUUGGCAGUGAAGUACGUGAUAGUUUAAUUGGUGGAAGCAGUGAAGGGGACUUCGAGUACUUUCAGGAUCAUGACGUUGGUCUAGGUGCGUCUAAGCAUCCUCAAAUCAGGACAAUCAAGGAUAGGAAAAAAACAUCCAGGCAUGAUACUGAUAAGUAUUUGCUGGAAGCUGAUAAAGAUACAUGCUUACAACUCAGAAGUCAUUCAGAUGUUGGAUUUUCAUUUGCUCCUCCCGUGAGAGGUGAUCUUGCAGGCUCUAGUAAACCUUUGUGGUCAAGCAACAACAAUAGUGUCGGUGAUGUCGGUGAUGAACAUAAUGAUUGUAUAAGAAAUAAUGAUAUGCUUGCUUCAUGGAAACAUAAAAGUAGCGGUUCUUCACCUGCCAGGAGUCCUGGAGAUGAAAAUGAUGCUCCUGUUGUUAGAUCAGCCGAAUCCACUCCGUCUACACUCUCAGACUAUGCUUAUGUUGAAAAGGAGCGUGUAAAAAGGGCAGAUGAUGAAAAGGAAGCAAGUGCGAGAGAAGAUGAUGUUGGAGCAUGUUUAGAGGAUGAAGAAGCAGCUGCUGUUCAGGAACAAGUGAGGCAGAUAAAGGCCCAAGAAGAAGAAUUUGAGACUUUCAAUUUGAAAAUAGUGCAUAGAAAGAACAGAACUGGCUUUGAAGAGGACAAAAAUUUUCAUGUCGUAUUAAAUUCCGUCAUAGCGGGUCGUUACCAUGUUACAGAGUAUCUUGGAUCAGCUGCAUUCAGUAAAGCUAUUCAAGCACAUGAUCUGCACACAGGCAUGGAUGUUUGUGUUAAGAUUAUCAAGAAUAAUAAGGAUUUUUUUGAUCAGAGUCUUGAUGAAAUAAAGCUUCUCAAGUAUGUAAACAAACAUGAUCCUGCUGACAAGUACCACCUACUUCGGUUGUACGAUUACUUCUACUAUCGCGAACAUUUGUUAAUUGUUUGUGAACUUCUCAAGGCGAACUUGUAUGAGUUUCACAAGUUUAAUAGAGAAUCUGGCGGGGAGGUCUAUUUUACUAUGCCAAGAUUGCAGUCAAUUACGAUUCAAGUUUUGGAGUCGCUUCAGUUCUUGCAUGGCCUUGGGCUAAUACAUUGUGACUUAAAGCCUGAGAAUAUCCUAGUCAAAAGCUACAGCAGAUGUGAAGUGAAAGUAAUUGAUCUGGGGAGCAGUUGUUUUGAAACAGAUCAUCUAUGCUCAUAUGUUCAAUCAAGAUCAUACCGAGCGCCAGAGGUUAUAUUGGGCUUGCCGUAUGACAAAAAGAUAGAUGUAUGGUCUCUCGGGUGCAUCUUGGCAGAGCUUUGUACAGGCAAUGUCCUCUUCCAAAACGAUUCUCCAGCAACAUUACUUACUCGAGUUAUUGGGAUCAUUGGCUCCAUUGACCAAGACAUGCUUGCAAAGGGACGAGAUACAUACAAAUAUUUUACCAAGAAUCACAUGCUUUAUGAACGUAACCAGGAAACAAGCAGGCUGGAAUACUUGAUUCCUAAAAAGACAUCCCUAAGGCACCGGCUACCUAUGGGAGACCAAGGCUUCAUAGACUUUGUUGCGCAUUUACUUGAAAUAAACCCGAGAAAGCGUCCUUCUGCAUUUGAAGCGUUGAAGCACCCUUGGCUGUCAUACCCGUAUGAACCAAUAUCAUCUUAGGAUUAGUAAAAUAGCUGUCUAAACAACAAGCAGGGCUGCCACUGAAGUACCUAUGGUAACUUUGCCUGUGAUACAGAGCCUACCACGAUCCAGUUCUGUUGACUGAUCAGCUUCGAAGGGAUGUAUGAUGCCAUUUUGUCCUUGUUCUCGGCCAGUUCAGUCCUGCAACAGGUGUUCUUGGUUCUGAUUUGUGUUCAUCCGAUCCCCAAUUUAUCGGCCUAAGUUGUAUUCUAUCUUGACAAAUAUCAGAAGCUUUGAUUUGCUACUAAAAAUGUGUUCUUAGGCCGAUGGUUCCUUUUAUUCAUUUUUUCCCUUUUGUAGACCUUACUUUUAAAAUCUUGGGGACGGUUUUAUUUGAUUUAAAAAUUUUAAUUUCUUUUUUGGGUGGGGGAGGUGGUUAGUGGGAAUAGUUGAAGGAAUCUGAGAGUUGGGAUGUUGUAAAUGUUGUGAAAUAUGAUUAUCUUUUUAGUUGUAGCUUUAGUCGUUUAUUGCUUGUGUAUGGCAGGCAGGUUGUCA